AUGGCAGCCAAGCGACCGGGUGCCAUUGAGCUCCAAGAACGCGUCUCGUACGUCUCGGCAACCCAAGACAAGGCCGCUGGCGAAGACUACGGCGACGUCAAGACCCCCGGUGAGCUCGAGGGCGGUGCCCUCCGCGCGGGUGGCGCCCCCGACUAUAUGAGCCGCGAAGUCAUUGGUCUCCUCGCGCAGUACGUGGCCGUCGGCUUCAUUUACGGCACGCUGCCGUCGCUUCUGUACCCGGUCAUCACGGGCUACUACCACAUGACGGGCGCGCAGUACAACUCGGCCAAGACGCUUCUCGGCAUCGGCUGGUCGCUCAAGGCCUUCAUCGGUAUGAUCUCGGACUGCGUGCCCAUCAAGGGCUACCGCCGCAAGUCGUGGAUGAUGAUCGGCUGGACGUGCUGCCUCUGCUUCCUCCUCGUCAUCACGUUCAUCGACAAGGACCUCCCGUACUACAGCGACCCGAGUGUCGCUGAAACCCCGGCCUUUGAGCGCACGGACGCGCAGAACGCGACGGUCAACUACAACGCCAAGGACAAGGGCGGUGUCAUGGCUAUCCUCUUUGGUCUCGCGACGAUCUCGUACCUCUUUGCCGACGUCCCGGCCGACGCCUUGGUCGUCGAGUACGCCCAGCGCGAGCCGAUCGCAACCCGUGGCCGCAUGCAGUCGCUCGUCUACGCCACGCGCACCAUCUGCACGACCAUUGUCGGCGCCAUUGUCGGUUUUUGCAUGAACUCGCCUCGCUUUGCCGGUUCGUACACGUGGGACUUUGGCCUCAACACGAUGUACAUCAUCCUCUGCGUGCCGUGCAUCGCGAUGCUCCCGAUCACGUACUUCUUCAUCAAGGACCACAAGGUGGUCGCGGCGCCGUUCUCCGAGUACCUCGCGCAGGUCUGGCAACUCGUCCAGAAGCGUGCGAUGUGGCAGAUCAUGCUCUUCAACUUCUUCUACAACCUCUUUGGCGGCGGCUUCUCGUCGACGGCCGCGCCGUACGUCCAGCUUGUGUGGGCCAAGGUCGAGAACCUCAACAGCCAGAUCAUGGGUAUUGUCUCCAACCUCAUUUUCGCCGCGAUCAUCACGGCCAUCGGUCGCUGGGGCACCAACUGGAACUGGCGCAUCGUUGUCGUCUCGACCACGCUGUCCACGAUCGCGAUCGACAUCAUCGUGCAGUACUGCACCAUCUAUAACAUCAUCCGCAACCAGUGGUUCUACCUCGGUGUGCCCAUCGUCGAGAUGCUGCCGCAAGGCGUUCUCUUCAUCGUCACGACGUUCGUCAUUGUCGAGCUCGCCGAGAUCGGCAACGAAGGCAUCGUGUACGGCCUCCUCACGACGGUCUCGAACCUCCCAGCGGCUGUCGGGCCAGUGCUUGCCAACUUGAUUUACUCCAACUUCCGAGUCGACGAGGACUCGAUCACCUCGGACACCGACGACGCGCGCAACCAAGUCGCGUACACGUACAUGAUCUACUACUCGGGCUUCAUCAUCGCGGCCUGCACGUCCUACUUUCUCCCAUCGCAGAAGCUUCAGCUGCACGAGCUCCAGCGCAACGGCGGCAGCUACCCUAUUAUCGGCGGCGCAGUCCUCAUCUUCUGCUUCUGCAUGCUUGUCUACUCGAUCACGUGCAGCAUCCUCUCGAUGUUUGCUUCGACGUCGUGCUUGGUCAUUGCUGGCGGUGAUGGCUGCUAAGCUUUCUUCUGUUUAGCUCUGAGCUUUGCCGUGUAAAGUCCUAGAGCCUAAUGUAGUGUCAUGUGUUUACUUGCAUUUUAACGAC
Molecule: messenger RNA, 1771 nt
Organism: Saprolegnia parasitica CBS 223.65
Lineage: Eukaryota; Oomycota; Saprolegniomycetes; Saprolegniales; Saprolegniaceae
Exons: 1
Coding region: 1-1686 (561 amino acids)
Source: RefSeq, a predicted model, not a curated record